Peronospora farinosa is the source of this 246-nucleotide messenger RNA. The record is from the annotation of a GenBank genome assembly. Lineage: Eukaryota; Oomycota; Peronosporomycetes; Peronosporales; Peronosporaceae.
AUGAAAGCACCUACCGCCAUGAUUGUCGCGAAGGUAGCGGCAGGUUUCAUGGGGAAUUUGAAGACGGUGGUGGUGGUGGAAGGCUGGUUUGUUGUUUGCAAAUUGGUGAAUGGACUCAGUGUUGUGAGUUGUAAUGUUGCACCGGAGACUUCCCCGUCACGACACUUCAAUUUGCUGAAGAUGCUCGAAGUGGGAGGUAAAGUGAUAGCUAGAAAUGACAGCUUAGACAUGAUGGAGAAGCGGUAA